UCUCUCUCUCUCUCUCUCUGUAUGUGUGUGUUUGUGUGUGUGUGAAAUCCAAGUUGGUUCUUAUCCAUUCUCACCCCAACACCAGCCCCCUUCCCCUUUUCACUUCAGUUCUAGCCGGUGAAUGACGCUUAUAGUUUCAUACAUUUCUUCUGGUGUGGUUUCCUAUACGCAAACGUGUCGGGGUUUAACGCCCAUAUCGACACACUUAUGUUAUCCAAGAGGCGGGGCCUCCGAAUUUAACGUCCAUUUCGUAUAGGACAGAGCCAAGUGAGUUAUCAGAGGCUCGAAAACUCGAUCCACAACACAUUCCGAGUUCAAGAACACCUGGUCGGGGAUCGAACCAUGGCCAUCCGCUCCGUAAUCUGAAGUCCAGCAUGAUAGCAACUGAGCUAACGGAGCGCCUGGUUUCGUUCAUUCAGCCUCUGCUCGUUUUCAUUCAGUGUCCAGCGCACUGACCUUGUAUGAACUUCAGUCGCUCUGAGCAUCGCAUUCGUUCUUCUGCUUGGUCACCGUCAUCAGAUAAUUUAGACUGGAGUAAAGGCCUUGACGUAAAGCUUUGGCCUAUUGAGAAAAAGAAACGUGCCGCUAGUCGCGAAAUUUUGAACACGUGACAUCUCCCCUGAGUGGCGAUUAGUACCGAGAAAACACGAACGUCUCCGACUCCGAACGUGCUGCUGUUUUUGAUGUGAAUAGGCCCAUCGAUUGAAAACAACGUUUUCCACUACGAACGUUUCAAUGGCGUGAAUGGAUUGCCACGGUUUUGCUGCUGAAACAUGAAUUUAGGUAAAUUUUGAAGUUCCAGUACUGGGGGCAAGUGGAUCAUGAUAUACAUGUGUUUUGUGGCAGUGAAAGGUUUUGAUGUAGCCAAAUGGUUACGUUAUGCAUAGCAUAGAGGAAAGGAAGUCUGAAGUGUCAGUACUUUGAAACAGUGAUGACAGAGUUGUUUGGUUCUGGCGUGUGCUUUUUACCCUUUCAUGGAAAGUUUUCAAGAAUCAUCUUAAGGGUUGCGAUGGAUUUCUGGAAACAGCCACUUGAACCUUUGGAAGUGUAAUUCACUGUAUCCAAGACUUCCAGCUAUUACUAUGGCAGAGGAGGAUGGCCAGUAUGGAGCAAAAGUGUCACAGGCCAGCCUCCCUCCCUUCAGUUCCUUCACCCCAUCUGUAGGGCUGGUCCCUGGGGAUGUGGGCUACAGAGGUGGCAGAAAUCUGCAGCAACAUGACCUGUAUGGCUCUGUGGCACAACAGGCUGCUGUGACAGGUUUUCAACCACCUGGAGUGCAGUCUGUCAGUCAGUCAAGUGGGUUUCACAGUCCGUUAAGCGUCCCCUCCCACUACCAACCACCUGUACCUGUUAAUGAGGCGGCUGGCUUGUCCCAGCGUCCAGGGCAGUUAUAUCAAGAGUACGGAGGCACGCCUGCUUUGAAUUACAACAAUAACAACAACAAUGGUAGCAGCUUGGACCAGUCAAUAGUUCAUACUACAGGCAAUAGCAGCACUAGUUUUCCUCAGCAGUCUGCUGUUCCCCGAGCUUCUUCGUCUGUCAGUCAUGCUUUCCCAUACAGCCACCACCCCCAUCCCAACAUGUUGACCACUCAGCCACGGUUUUUUCCACAUUCACACCGGGUGCCUGCCAGCAGCCAGCAGUCUUUAUUGCACAGUGAACAGAUGAUGAUGCCCAAUUCUGUGAAUCCUCUGCCUUAUCAGAUCCCUCCAAACCAGAUAGAGCCGCCAUAUCUCUCAACUGCCCAUCAACAUCAUCAUCCACCACCAACACCCCGUCAUCACUUUCCUCUGUCCACACCACCUCAGACUCAACAUAAAUUUGCCGGUGCUCAUCAUCAUUCAUCUGAAAUGCCUGCUGAAACGCAGCAGCAGCAACAUCAGCAACAGCAACAGCAGCAGCAGCAGCAGCAACAGCAGCAGCAGCAAAGUCGGUUACCACCAUUUUCCUUAUUUUCUGCACAGCAUGUGAGUGAUAAUCAUGAACAGCAAGCAUAUUCAGUGCCUAGUAACAUAAACAUGAACCCCUCGUACCCGUCAUUGGGCAGCAAUGGGCAUAAUCCACAUAGCAUCCAAGACCAUAGUCCAUCUUUAGGGGCUUCUUUUACGUACAAUUCCUAUCCGCCUCACCAAAGUCAUGUUCCCCAUUGGUGCUCUCAAGAUAAUAUCACCCAACUGUAUGAUCAGAGCUCUAAGGCUUAUCGUAGUAAUGUACAUUUGGGAGUGAGUCAGCAGGCCCAGGUUGGGCAACAGCAGUAUUCCUUUCAAACUGGACUGCCAAGUCCUCAUACGAACUUUUCUCAGGAAUUUCAGAGCACCAGUUGUGUGCCCAAAUCAAAAGCAGGGCCUGUUGCUCAAGUAUUGGUGCCAGUGAAGGAAAAAAAGGAGAACAAAAAAGCAGCACCAAAGAAAAAAGUUAAGAGUAAAAAAAAUCAAAAUCUGCCUGAUGUAAGUCUUCAGGUAGAUUGUGGAGGAACUACUGAAGAGAACAGACCUCAGAGUUCAUCUCCCAAUCCUUGCUUUUCUCCCACAUUCCUCGCCAGCUUGUCCUCAAAACGUGCUCCUGAACCACCAAUAUCACAUCCCAUAUUACCAUCGGCCCCAGUUUCCUCAAGCUCCCCACAACAGACGGCAGCACCCCCCGUCCUUUUAAAGUCUGAUCAUCUCAAGCCUUCAGUGCCUUUGUCGAAUGCAUCCAGCAUCAGUGCGGAAAACAACAGUAACAGCCUUGACCGCACAGCUGCUGGAGUAAACCUGACCAAAUGUCCAGCAGAUGAUGAUAAGUCAUUCAGACCUGUUACUGGAUCUAGCAAUGUCCCAGCGCAGAGUGAGCAAACCAGCAGCAGUGAGGCUGGCAAGUGUAAUCCUGGUCUUGUGUUGAAUAUUUCCCAGCGUGAGGAAUCUGUGUCACCUUUUCAACUCUCACCCACUUUCUUAGCCAGCCUCUCUGCAAAAAGAACAGAUGAUGUACAGGACACUGAUCAAGUCCCAACUUCAGCUGCCCAGUUAAGUGAUGUUGCUCAGACAUUGUCUUGGAAGCAUCCAUUAGGUUGUGACACUAAUGUUGGAGCUGCUGAAAGUCCUGCUGUUCCAAGUUUGUGCCAGUUUCCUGGUGUACCAGCAUCAGGGUCUGAUCAUUUGAGAGUGUCUGUGCAGUCACUGGAUAAAGAAAAUGAAGUUGUUUUUCGAGAUAAAUCACCGUCACCGAAUCCAAUUUCCCCACGCUUUCUUGCCAGUUUGUCGGCAAAGAAAGUGCCGUCGGUAGUAACUAGCCAGUGCCAUACACAAUCCAUUCCAGGCAGUACUGUGCCACCAUGCCCCAGUAAGCAACUCAAAUCGAAAGAGACUACUUCUGUUGCAACAUCAGAAGCCACCAUUGUCUUUCAGUUGAAUUCUCCGAAGCCUUAUGUGUCCCCUCCAUCACAUCUGCAAGGACCAGAGUUCCAAUAUCCUACACCUCCCAUGGAGGAUGACGAGGCAAAGGACCAGUUUCCUGUCUCCGAUUCUUUCUCUGCCCUCUCACCUUACCCUGUGCAAAAGGUGCAUCAAAGCUCAAAAGAAGAAGUCAAAAGCAGCAUGUUGUCAAUAGAGGAGACUUACUCCCUGCCCACCCCUCCUAGCAGUGCUGGACCAAAAUUUGCCAACCCUAUGGAGAUAGCUCUAUCCAAAGAUGCUCAGACGAACAGAAUUCUAGAGAUCAUUGCUAGGGAAAAAGAAAAAGCUGCUAAUACCCCACUUACUCCUGCUGUGGAGCCAAAGAAGAAGAAGAAGAAGAAAAAGAGUAAGGCUCAAGGAGAUGAAGACAGAGGGAUCUUCAUUCCAGAAGGAACAGGGUCUGGUGACUGUCAGGUGCCUCAUGGUUUGGUAAAUGGGAGCAGCCUUGUUCAAUCAGAUCCACUUUGUCCUGGAGGUCAGCCAGUUGGAAAUGUUGGAACUACUCCUGCUGGCAAUAUGAACAGGCCUACAGAAUUUCACCAGAGCGCUGCCAAUUGUGCUCCUUAUUUAAGUCAAAACUUUCCCCCUCCGGUAAUUAAACAACUAGAUAAAGCACCCGAGCAUAAUCUCUCCACUAGCAGUAGUACAAAAAACCCUGAUCAUUUUAUUCCUUUUGAUAAUCAUCCUGACCAGAACUUAAAAUCAACACAAUACCUUUUAUCUCAUCCCACCACAAACCGUGAUAAUGCCCCAUUACAGCAGUGUUCUGAAAUGCCUGGCUUUGUGCCACCACCCAAUUCCAUCAAUCAUGUUGGUGACGUGCAUGGCCAUACCUUUCCCCAGAAAGUUUCACCAAUAAUGCAGGCUCGUCAUUUGAAUUCAUCAAAAUAUCCUCAGUCUCAGGAAAUUCAGGCUGUGUCCCCUCUCCCCAGGGCACCUGUGAAACAUGAACCGUAUGCGUUCAGGGACAAUAAUUUCCUCGAGUCAAGUAAAUCUGUCCCAACUCAAAAGCUCAAUGUGCAGGACUCUGAAGUUACUACCCUUCAAUCGCUGAAUUCACGUGGUGUAGGUUUUGGGCAUGAGAAGGUCGGUAGUCAGAAGACUAUCCAACAAAUUCUAAAAAAUGGUGACUUUCUGCACUCAUCUGACAGAAAGCAAGCAGAAGGGCCGAGUCAGGAACCACAACUCUUUCAGAAACAGAAAUUUGAUCUAAAGUUUGAUAAUGGUGUUCAGGACUGUAGUGGUCAGAUUUUUCAAAAGAAUGGAAAUAUUUGCCAGGAUAGACUUUCGAUGUCUGACCUGGUGAAGAAAACUGCCAUGAGAGGAGAACAAGAUUUUCAACGUGGUUCUUUGAAAGCAGAAAAUUUACUCUCAGGGAUUAAAUACACAAACGCUUAUCAUGCUGCAGAGCCACUUUCUUUACCUGGACAUCCUCAAAAUCUCCCAUUUAGUGCCGUUUGUGGUAAUGAUAAAAGAAAUGAAAGUUCUAAACUGUCAGUGGACGGAAAGAUCCCAAAGAAAAAACGAGGUCGUCCAACAAGACCCUCAGGCGUUGCUAAUCCACUGUUGGGAAACAAGAAGCCUUCGCCUCUAAAGCACAAAUUGGAUCCUUAUCAGACCAUUCCACAAAGUUCAACCCAAAACCGUGUACAGUACCAAGUGAAUGGCAACAAUGUCAAGGCUGAAGAUGUCAAGGUCAGUCCAGAUUUGGUAGAGCGACUCACUAACAACCUUGUGGAAGUUGCUGACUGCACAUGUCUCGGGCCAGACCAUGUACCUUCAGAAUCGACAGAAGGUCCAUAUUACACCCAGUUAGGGGCUGCAAAAGAUAUUCCAGGAAUACGAAAGAUUCUGGAGCAUAGAACUGGUGUGGCAGGCUCAGCUAUUCGUAUAGAGAAGGUUAUCUUUACGGGGAAGGAGGGAAAAAGUAAAGAAGGCUGUCCUGUGGCGAAAUGGAUAAUUCGCCGUUCUGGGCCACUUGAAAAAUAUCUGUGCAUAGUGAGAAAAAGGCCUGGUCAUUUCUGUAACACAGCAGUCAUCAUAGUGGUUAUUGUGGCCUGGGAGGGUGUGGUCAGACAGCAGGCGGAUGACUUGUAUGACUUCCUGAUCAACACACUACCUAAGAGUGGUUUCGAGACUGACCGGCGCUGUGGCCUCAAUGAGAAGAAGACAUGUGCCUGCCAGGGGGUGGACUUGCUGCGUAGAGGAGCCUCUUUCUCCUUCGGCUGUUCCUGGAGUAUGUAUUACAAUGGUUGCAAGUUUGCUAGGAGUCAGUCAGCUCGCAAGUUCAAGCUGAAAGAAGCUUCUUUGGAAGAUGGACUUGAUCAACGUUUGCAGACUUUAGCAACAGAUGUUGCUCCGUUGUACAGCCAGUUAGUUCCAGAUGCGUUUCGCAAUCAGACCCAGUUUGAGAGUCGUGCCAGUGACUGCCGUCUGGGCUACAAGCCAGGCCGUCCCUUCUCUGGGGUGACCGCCGUGGUGGACUUCUGCUGUCACAGCCACAGGGAUGGGCACAACAUGAACAAUGGAGGCACAGUGGUUGUGAACUUGACAAAGCAUCGAGGCCCAGGGAAAGCAGACGAUGAACAGUUCCACGUGUUACCUCUGUACAUCCUAGACCAAACAGAUGAGUUUGGCUCUAUGGGGGCUCAGAUGAACAAAGUACAGGCUGGGUCCUUGGAGGUUUUGUCUCAGUACAAGACUCAAAUUCGAUUUAGAUCAGCUCCCUACAGGCCAUGCAAGAGAAAUCGAACACUGGGGAAGAAAGAAAAGACUCCAAAAAAGAUGAAGAUCGGCAAAUCAAAGUCUUUCCCUUUGGAGAAAGCUACGGACCAGAAAAUGGGUUCUACGUGCAACGGGACUCACCCUUACCAUCAUGAUGUGAGUCCUCCUAAGAAGCAAUACCAAAACAAUGAUGUGGAACCGUUGAUGAGGAGUGGAGAUCAAGAGAGGAUGUCUUGGCCAGAACUCAUGUCCCAGCAAGGCACACCAGGCUUUAAUGAGCUCUACACCAGCUUCUGGGAUUAUUUUUAUACCAACGGAGUAUUUCCUCCCAAGACAUGGGUAUCUUCUUCCCCUGUGUCCCUGCAGAGACCCCCAGCAGGCAAGAGGCAGCCCUCAUUUUCUAACAGCACCUCAACUUCUUCUUCGGCAGCAGGCCCAUCUUGGGUUGUUCAUCAACCAUCAGUCGCAGAUCAAAUGUAUCUUCAGCAGCAAUGGCAGCAAAAUCAGAUGAAUCAAAGGCAGCAGCAGAUGGGUGGGUUGGACCAAAUGAACAGCCCACCAUCUGAAACUCCUCAGCAUGCUCCAUCAUUGUCAUCGUCUCUCGCAUCACAACCACACUCUGGAUUAUCCCCACGACCAAUGGCCAGUUUGAGGACUUCUGUCUCUUCUGCAUCUGUGUCCACUUCAAAUAAUUUGCCUUUUCCAGCAGAGCGGCAGCACCCACAUCAAUUCCAGUCCAUUCCUAAUGUUCAGAAUACACCAAACUUGGAGGCAUCAACAAAUAAAGCUUUAUUUCGAUCGCUCAGUUUACCGUCUCCUCGCCCUCUGACACCUUCGGUGCACCCUCCUCCUGUCGCAAAGUUGGGGAUGCCACCAAUUUCAAGCACACCCCGCCCUGUUGUUUAUCAUGACUCAGUUCAGCUCCCCGACACUGCCAACACUCCACUUCAACAAGAUUUUGACCACACAUUCACACAUCCCAAAAGACAAGACUUUCCACACACAGCCACACUACCAUCUAUGCUGUCUCAGCCAGGACAAGACUUUCGAGGCAAUACAUUACCGUCCAUGCAGUCACUGUCAGAUCAAGAAAGGAGGCCACAUGCUCAAACAAACAACAUGCAACUCGCCACACAGUACAACCCUGGUACAGCAGGGCAGGACCUGACUGGUGCAGAUCAAACUGCUUUGACACAGAAUAGGGAGAAUUACUCUCACGUUCAGCAAAGACAGGAGCGUAGUUACGUAGGAAGCGCUCAUGAGCAGAAGUCAGGGGGUCAGGAUAACUCUGUAACUUCUUCCCAUCAGUUGAAUAAGAGUCCAGGCAAUAAUUCUCUGUCAAAAACUGCAUCUACUGGAAGACCUCCUCCUCCUUAUUGUCCUCCAAACCAUUCCCAGUUGUCAUCCAUUCCUCAAAAUGUUAGUGAGCCUGUGCAUUUUGGGGAGCCUUUACCUACCUACAGGGAAAGUGUGGCCCACACUCUAUGUAGUAGCACUGGCCUGUAUCGCAGUUUGUCGCUGCAGGAACCAGUGAAAUGUAGGGAGACUUUGGUGCAGAGUGGUUCUAUUCCGGAGCCAGUUAGUUCUGGGGACAUUUCAGCCCACCCCCAACAGCCUUCCCGCCCUAACACCAGCCUGGGCCUACAAAGUGGUUUGUCUAGAUCGUCUUCUAGAGCCUCUACGUGUUCUGGUGUGCCAGAAUAUCAACAACAUGCAGACAGUUCUUUGUUUAGACAUGCAGAUCCUGACAGUGUUAGACAGCUCUGCUCUCCAUCACAAGCCUCUAUCAGUGGCAGUUCAAAGUUCCUGUUUGAAGAUAAAUUUACCAGUUUGCCCAAUACUAAUGGUGGUAGGUGCUUGUCCAGGCUCAGUGAACCAUGCGGGGAUGGUCCUUCAUCCAGGCCUGCAUCUUGCUUUAGUGAACCCGGCGUGUCGGAGCAUGUUCACAGGAAAAAAGUAAAAACGAAUUUGAUAGCUGCCGAUCUGUUGACAGGGCGAUCUUGUGGAGAAAUUAAUAAGCUCUUGCAGUCUGCUCAUAGCCAGAACUCUAUCCCUGUGUCAUAUUCAAGUUUUUGCACUUCAUUAUCUAAAAAUGAAAACUCUCCCAGCUGUAAUGAAGAACAAGGCAAUCAGAGUUUUGUUAAGCAAGAACCAAGGGAGGAAAAUUUCGUAAGUCAACUUCCUCAGGCUCUUCAGCAAAUUAAGAUAGACCCUCUUGACAAAAAAUCAUUGCACAGUCAAGCAGUGCUGCCGGCACAAAUGCAGCAGACAUCACAGCAGGUGUCUGGCACAAUCUUUUCUCAAGGUGUCGAUUGUGGGCAGAAGACCGAGAACAUUACCGUAGUUCACACAGAUGCGGUUUCGAGGGUAUCCGAGUGUCUCCCUCUCAAAGGAGAACAAAUGUUUCACCAUGAGCAGCAACCCUAUGCUACUCCCACCUCUACUGUUGUCACUGUAGGUGGCACUGGUGUCAGUGUCCACCCAGAUGGGCCAAUGUUUGGGGAGAAGGUUAAAGUUCAUAAGUCGGAGGGGUUUGUUGUGCCUAGUAAUGUAGAAGGCCCACUGGAGCCCCCCUAUAAGGUCAUUGACUCCUCUGUUGUGGUCAGUAAGGAGAUUAACGACAAUCGUGAAGUGUUUGAGGACCCGGCCAUGGGUGGAGUGGCCAUUGCUCUGUGCCACGGUGCUGUCAUCUUUGAAGUGGCAAAACGUGAGCUGCAUGCAACCACUGCUCUGAAAGAACCCAACAGAUACCACCCGAAGCGCAUCAGCUUGGUUUUUUACCAACACAAGAACUUGAACCUAGCUCGACAUGGCUUUGAGGAGUAUGAGAAGAAAACAGAGGAGCGAAAGAGUCUUGCGGAGCAAGCCAAACUCAUAGAAGAAUUAGAAGCAAAUGGUUUCUCAAAAGGAGAGCUAAGUCAACUCUCUUCUUUCCCCAGUCUAACUAAAGGUUCCUUUGGGAAAGUAUUUAACUUCUCAGAAGCAAAAGAAACUGUAUUUCCUUUACGGUUCCCUCGUUACUUGGACAAUUCCCAAUUAGAGCAGAUCACACCUGUAAUGUUUGCAUGCAUGUACAUCGCUUUCCCGAAGUAUAUGAAAGAAGCAUUUCCAAAAGUCUCCUGUCUGCCUAGGCUCACCAAUGGCUACUUUUCCAGUAAGAUGAGCUCCACUCUGGCAGACUUGCGCAUCCAGGAAAACUUGAAAAACUCUGAGUCAAAGACAAAACCGUUGAAGUUCCAGGUGGAUGAUUUAGAGAAGUCUGGUGGUUCAUACAGGGAUUUACACUCUGCGUGGGACCCAAAUGCAGUUGAAGGCUUUUCCCCGACAACGAACACAAUCGUGACACGGUGGGUGCACCAAGAUACUAGUGUCACGGGGCCAUACAACCAGUGGAUUGAGCUUCUCAACCUGUCAGACGAGAACAGUGAGGAAGCAGAGGCCAUGAAAGAUGCAGUGCUCAGAGAAGCCACAGAGGCAGAUUUGAAAGAGAAAAUGUUGGAGAGUGUUCUAGAGAUGGAUGAUCAUCUGUCGUCUGGAAAGGUUGAUUUUCAAAUUGGAGACAUAACCCCCAGUUUGCCACAGGCUGCAGAUUUUUCUUCUGAUGAAGAUAUAAAAUUUCUAGAGUUUGUUGCUCAAAGAGAGAAUUUACAGCCCAGUUAUGGUAAACUGGGAUCUUCCAACACAUCAUCAGGGCAUGUUCAUGGUUUUCCUGAGGGAAACAUGGAGUUUUCAGCAUCGGUAACUCGGAGAGGUGACACACAAUCCAGCAAAGAUGGACAAGGACAGUCAAAUCUUUCAUCUCUAGGACAGGUUCACAGUUCACAGGUUUCGUCUCCUUGGCCCACUUCUCUGCCUGGUCAUACUGUUGUGUCAGUCUGUCCUACCACUUCUAAUGUUGCGGUGGAUCUGAACGGACUUGAGAAAUUCCACUGCAAUAAUUCACAGCCUUUGAGAAGUGAUGUUCUCUCCGAGAUGACAAAAGAUUGCUCAUUCACCACAAAGAUGACACAUGAAAAUUCUUUAGCAUUGAGAUAUUCUGUCAAUGAAAGAACUCAGGGAGUGCAGUAUCCUUCAAAUGCUCAACUUUCUCAUGCAGAUAUUAACGAUGGAGUGAUGCACAAAUCAGAAACUGAACCAGGACUAGAUCAUGCAAGUAUUAGUAGGGCAGGCAGGAAUGAGGGCUUUCCAUCCCCAAGUGGUAAUGGGACCAACCAGGUUGUCAUGAGCCGGCGGCAGAGCAUGUACGAGUUUCUGGUAUCGGGUUUCAAGGAGCAGAGGUUGCCUAAACCUCACACAGUCAACUUGUCGCUCAUCCCAGACCCGGUGGAUCUGGACCAGUCUAUGUGUGUUGGCCCAUCCGGGAGUGCAGCAAAGAAGGCCGAGUCCACUGUGAGGGUGGGUCAGGUGGCAGACCUUACUGAUGGGAAUGGCAAAGUGCUGACUUCUUCAGAGCCAGGGCUAGAUCCUAAUGAACUGUCUCUUAAAGCUGAGUGUGAAUGAAGUUCCUGUGGAAUGCGGCAGCUGCAUUAUUUUUUAAGUGGUCAACUUUAUGAAAGCAGAUGCAGAGUAAAUUUGUUUAAUUUUUACUCUACAUGCAUCAUUUUACUGAAUUUGAUUACUUUUUCCAGCUUUUCUUUAAAAUCUAUUGUAAACUGGCACUCGUACCCACUACAUAUCCUGUUAAAAAUUAGAGUACAUUUUCUUUCUCAGGCUUGGCUCGGCUCCAUUGAUAUAUAUAAACACAUCCAUGGAGAUUUUAUUACUGUUUUCAUUGCAUGAAGUGGAGCUGGUUGCCAUCUGAACAAGACUAGUUUUCCCAAGGAUACAGCUCUGCCAGAAAUUGCACAUAACCUCCAGUAUAAAUGGUUUUCCUGACCACACCGUCAUGGAAAGUAUCGACCCUCAACCUAAAUAUAUGUCUUGCUUGUUGGUGAAAUCAGGAGCUUGUCACAAAACAACGAAAUUGGAGAAACUUGCAUAUUUCUUCCCCUAGACCAUUUUUUUUUUUCCAGAUAUUUUGUUUUGGGCUCAACACUUUUAUUUGUCCAUUUAUAAAAACAUUUUUGGGUAGAUUUUACUGAAAUAAGUUGAUCCCAGGCACACACAAAAAUGUAAAUAUGCAGUUUCCUAGGAUAGUGAAGCUCACCAAAAUUUGACUGCCAUUUUCUCGCUUAUUUUACAUAUAUAUAUAUCUCUCUUUGACACUGACAGCAGGCGAUCCCCUCCUUAAAAACACAAAUAUUUCAACUUUAUGCAAGAUAAAUGGAAUUUUUUUUUUCAUCUAAAGCAAGGCAAAUGAGGCGGCCUUAAGAUUACACCAAUAAUUUCGUACAUCCAAAAACUGACAAGCACCUAAUGCCAGUGCGUUGUGAGACACUGGAGACACUGAGCUACAGCAGUCUUCCUCAGCCAUGGCUCAAGCCUCGGCAAGCUUUCCCACAGUUCUGAGCCCAGGAAGCAACAUUUUUCAGGGGAGAGAAAAAAUACUUUCAAUUUGUUUUUUUUAAAAAGUACCUGCACUAUUUUCAACGUUUAAAAUUUGAAUUUCAGCAGAAUACUUGUGGAGCUCAUGCAACUGGUUAGUGAAAAAGAAAGUACCUCGAUCUCAUUUAAAAUUAGAGGUAGUUUCAUGUUAAGCUUUUCCUGAUACUUAUGUUCAAAUAGCAGUAGUUGUACUUUGUCUUCUCCAUGACCUUAGGGUGUGUUCUGACUCGCUAUGCAAAAUAUUCUGUGAUGCCACAGGCAAUGGUUUACUCUGUUUCGUUGUUGGAAUUUCAGUCGUGUUCUGUUUCACAGAAGCACUUUGAUAUGAUUCAGAUUGUAAACCCCAAUACUUGGAAUGGCUUUUUGUGCUGUGCAAGGUGCGUAUAAGAUUUCCGCCAAGUUUAUAGACCUGCCACACUUUGGCCUUCUGACAAUAAAUAGGGCAGCGUACGUAUAUCUAGUUCUGUUCCCAUUUUCCUACCCAGUGCAAUAAUUGCCCUCCUUCAAAGUAAGAUUCAUAUUUAAUUUUUACAUCCUGAGAAUUAUUUUAUUUCUUUUACCUUUGUACUGAGCCUGACCGGUGUAUUCAAAAUGUGUACCUGGAAAGUGUAUUGGAACAGAAAACUCUUUGACUGCUGUGUGGUCAUCAUAACUUGUUUAAUGUAUCAUGUGUGCAUGCUGUCGUAAUGUGUUAAGGCAUUUCAAUGUGGUGGCUGUGGACAAGUAACAGGUGAAUACAUAUCAUAGUAAAGUUCUUCUACUUCUACCUGUAUGUUUGUAACAUACAAGAAUUAUUCUACAAAACGUCUGUUGUUGGUAUCAAAAAGAUACUCCAUGUAAACAUUGGCCUUUGGUCAUACAUGAGUAUGGUGAUCCUUUGGUCAUACAUGUCGAGUAUGAUGAUGCUUGAAAGAACAGUUUAUUUGGUUUUGAUCAACUCCUUCCCCUCUGAAAUGGCGUUUUUCUCAUGGUAUAUGGAUAUCAGUCUUGUUGUGACUACGUCUGACAAGGGUUGCUUUAUUUGUAACAGAGAACACUGUCUAAAUCUAUAGUUUCACCUUAAUUGAAUGUAUGGGAGCUUCUAUAGCCACUUUUUAGCUAGCACCAUGAAGAUGAUUUUGAGGUUUGUGCCAUAACAUGUGUUACAGAUGCAUCUGAUACAACAUGAAUGUGUGUGAUUUAUGUCUUGCUGAACAUUUGUACUCUCAUAGCAUAUGUGUCUGGGAGGAGCAAGACUGAUGUUGAGGGCAUACUAGAAUGAUGUAUACCGUACUUUUCCCAGUUUUAUUUUGUUCCCAGAACUUUUGUUGGCUUGAAUUUGGCAGAUGAGGCAUGUUUUAUUUUAUAAGAAUGUUACCCCGAAUUUUGUUUUCGAACUUUACAUUUUGUCAUUAGUCAGUUAGAUCAGCGUAUAUCACGAAAGAUUUUCUUAGCUUAAUAAGUCUCUCUCCUUUGGGCUAGGAGAGGAAGUAUAAUGAAAUUAAUUUUAGUUCUUACAUUUUCUGUUCUGUCUGAUUCAACUUAUGUGCCAUAGUAAUUAGAUACAGCUAUAAUUGUUUAGCUGCACUCAUUUUAUUUCCGUUUUUGGAAAGUGAGUUUUAGAAGCAAUUUCUUUUUGUUUUAGAGGUCCCCUAUUUUCAUCUAAUAUUUUUGUUGUGAUCGUUCAGUAGCUAGAUUUUUAAAUAUUAGUUCCAUCUCUGACCUGAUUUUUGUUGGUGUCUUUUCUCACCUGUUCAAGUUUUUUAAAAAUGUUUUUAGGCAGAUUACUAGCUAUUAAUAUAUACCUGACAGUAUAAUACAUAUAUAUAUAUAAGAGCUAUUGCCAAAAGGUGGGGAGCGCAUGGGGGUCUUGGAAGCCAUGAAAUAUUGUUGAUCAAUUUGCAUGAAUCUUUGUCUUAGCAUGAAGCACACACAUCCAUCUGUUCAUAUGGUCAACAAAUGACAGAGCUAGUAGUCAAACGGUCUCUGAGAUAUGACGGUGUCCGUUGUUGAAAUAUAUGCUAAAUGACUUGUACAUAAGUGAUGACAAACAUUUAUGUAAAAAACAAUUACAUUUCAAUUGCAUUGCCAGAGCCAACUGUAUUCAUUAUUAUAACAAACUCACAGAGACAGAUAACAUGAAUAUAAAGUGGUAUUUGUAUUUGUAAAGACUCAAUAUUUUGUCAUCAUGGUAAUCUAUAAUAUUAAAAACUGUUAUUUUUGCCACUGUUUUAUUUUAUAGUGUAGAUUUUCCCCACAUUUUGGCGAAUGCUCAUAUUUAUAUACUUUAUGCAUAUUAAAUACACACACACAAAAACGCACACAUUCACAUACACACUCACACACACACACACACACAUAUAUAUAUAUAUAUAUAUACAUAGUGAAGUCUGCUUAAACUUAAGCCUGCAGGACUGGCGGAUACUCUUUAGUUUAGCUAUGUUUUCAGUGCAGAGAGGUUGCUUAAAAAGAAAAAAUAUCAGGGAUUUUCUUUUCCUUCGGUUUACCACUGCUUUCAAUUUAACCCUGCUUGGUUCAAGCGGACUCCACUGUAAACUUGAGUUUGUGUGUGUGUGCAGGUGAAAUUGCUAAAACCUAAAAAAAAAAGGUGAAGUCAUCCUUUUUUUUAUGUGAAUGAUGUGUUAAAGUGCUCCUCUGUGAGAGUGCGAGACAUUUUUAUAUGAUACUGUACUUUGAGUUUUAUACUUUUACACUGAAUCAAUGAAUGCUGUGUUGAAAUUGUAUUUAACUGAGGCAAGAAUGUUUGAACUGCACCCCGUAUUGCAUUGUGAUAGGAAGUUGCAAGUACUUGUUUUACCCACUUUGUUUUGUUUUUUAUUUGUCCUUUGUUUUGUUCAUGAAAUGAAUUAUUGUAAAUACACUUUGGUGGAGAUAUUUUCCUUAUACUUGACUUAAAUUUACAAGUGGCAGUUGAGAGGAGGGACUGAGACCGUCUCAGUGAUACUGGGGCUGUCCACUGUUUACACAUCACUGGUAGAGAUUGGAAUGUCACCUUUUGUCAGAUGGUAAAAGGUGCAAAUAUUUGCCAUAACAGGUGCCUACGUAGUGUCAACACAUCUGUAACAUUCUCAGUCCUUUCAGUUUUUGUAGAUGAAAAGAGAGUCAUAACUGAGUGCAAAUCGGGGGACUGGAGUAAAAGCGACUGAGAGUUCAUAGUUUGACCCUGUAGUAUUGUUGUAGUAGUUGUAGUAGUUGUAGUAGUAGUAGUAGUUGUAGUAGUAGUAGUUGUAGUAGUUGUAGUUGUAGUAGUAGCAGUUGCCCUGCAGAACUUCUUUUUUUUUUUCAUCUAAACCUCAAACACAAACUUAGAAACUCAAAAUUAUCACUCUCUAACAGAAUAAUGUGGAAACAUUCAUCUUUCAGUACUUAUAGUCUGUGGUUAGCGGCUUGAGAUAAACAGGAAGUCAUAUUAUUGUAUCAAAUGUUAGCAAAAAAGCAAAAUUGAUAGCAGUCACUGUUCAACCCGUCUCAGCUCCAACUGACCCCAAGCUGAGGAAUCCUGCAGCGGUGGUGGGGGAUGAGUCACUCUUAUAAAAAGAUUAUUCAAAGGCAAAGAAUUGUACAGAAAGUGGUGUCAAGGACCAGUAGUUUUAAUACUACAGUCACCUAGCCUCAAGAUGUAUGUAUAGAUAUUGGACAGCUCAGUUGUGAUGGUAAAAGUGCUGCUGUACAAUUGGUUUCUUGUGGUGGCCAGACGUGGCAGGCUAUGUCAUGGAGAGAAAAAGAAAACAAAUGUGGCUGAUCUCACUACCACAACUAUACUUUAUGAGGCAAUACAUGGACCAGGUCGGUGGGAAAUUGCUUGUAUAAUCUUUGUAUGUUUUUCUUUGUGUCAGAUUACUGGCAAAAUCUAGUGGUCCAGUGUGAUUUAAGAAAUUGUACAUAAUCAAAUUGUUUAUUUAUUGCAUAUUUUUAAAUUUCUAAAUUUUUGGGUUUUUGUUGUGUUUUUUUAAUCAUCAACUUUCCUACAUGUACAUGUGUGUGUAUUUACUGUUCAGAUGUUUACAUUGAUAUCAUGGAUUGUGCACUGAAGCAUCAUGAUUAUGGGGUUGCAUAAUAGAAAAUGUGGGAACCCUUCUAGCUGGCUUUGACGACCAUUGGUAUGAUUGUGUGGACAUCCCGACUGAUAGAAUAUUGGCUGGUCUGUGUCUAGUUGAACUUUUGUUUUCCUGUUGAGCAUGUGUCUUCAUUUUUGAGAGACCCAAAGGAAUGGAUGGUGAUUCUUAGUGUUAUGUAAAAGCAUAAGUUGUGUUCUUUCUGUUUUAAAUUAGGUGUUGAGGGUUUUGGUUUUAAUCACUAUCAGCUUUUUUUCUUUCAAUCGAUGCCACUAUAUUUGUCUCUAAAUAGUGUUAUCUCUAGGAAUAUUACAAAGGAUUUAUCAGUGACAUUUUCUUCAUGCCUCAGUCACUCCAGAUUGAUAGAUGUCUCUGUAAAACAGAUUAGUAGGACAAAGAGCGCAUUGGGCAAUGUUCGAAUAUAAUAUAUAUCAUUCAUGCAUUCUGUUCUCCGAAGAAAAAGAUGUUACAUGGAUCAAUAAAAAUUGUGAAUGCUUAUUUAAUUUUUUUAAACUGUCUCAUGCUUAGAUAAAACAGAGAGAAAUGGACUAGUUUUUCUCCUAAAACUUGACAAUUUGUUUGUGGAAAUUAGAUGAUUUAUUUUAGAUGAGUGUGGUGGUCAGUGGGUGAGACUUCAUACUUUGACCAUCCGUAUUAUUAAAAUCUUAAAAAUAAAAGUUUUUUUUUACCAACUUAUGACAGAAA
Messenger RNA from Aplysia californica (California sea hare), 16402 nucleotides. RefSeq lists its product as uncharacterized. Gene Ontology annotation, cellular component: nucleus. Lineage: Eukaryota; Metazoa; Mollusca; Gastropoda; Aplysiida; Aplysiidae. The coding region runs from base 1083 to 10658 and encodes 3191 amino acids. The transcript has 10 exons. Gene Ontology annotation, molecular function: DNA 5-methylcytosine dioxygenase activity. The record is from RefSeq and is a predicted model, not a curated record. Gene Ontology annotation, biological process: oxidative demethylation; positive regulation of transcription by RNA polymerase II.